Molecule: messenger RNA, 2268 nt
Organism: Didymodactylos carnosus
Lineage: Eukaryota; Metazoa; Rotifera; Eurotatoria; Philodinida; Philodinidae
Source: the annotation of a GenBank genome assembly
AUGCCACCGACUGGUCUAUUAUUACGAGUUGUGUUAGUAUGUGCCGGCCGACCACAUUGCCAAUUUAAAUGUUCGGUUACUCUUCAGAAUAGCGGACAGUGUUACGUGUUUCCUAUUCAGAACAGUGUCAGACACAAUGCUCGUCAAAGGGUAUGUCGACCUAUUCGUGAGCCAUUGCGCAAGAUCUUGAAAGAUAAAUUUAAAUCUGGGGCGUCCGUUUGUGCUAUCCAUCGGGAAUAUUCUGCUAAACGUACUUCAUCGGAAAAGUCAGCAUUUAAUUAUGACUUUACUGGAUCAACACGGAAAACGUUCAAAAAAAUCAAAGCCGAAGCCACAGUCGAUACUCUAUUGGAUCCCGACGAAGGAAAAUCGCUAGAUGAAUUAUACAAGUCAACAAUGGCGCAAAUCAAUCCUGGAGGGAAAGUGCCAGGAGCACUGCAAGUCGUGUGUCGCCAUCCAUUACAUCUCAUCGUCCAUACAGAAGCCAGCAUUAGAUUGUUCGACUGUCUCGUCUCAUCUCCACAUUCCAUCAUUUCAUGGGAUGCAACAGGAAGUGUAGUAAAAGCAAAGAACGGAAAGACUAUUCUUUAUUACGAGCUUACUAUGACGCAGUCGAAUGUGGUAGAAGAAAACAGCCUCAUUCCGAUCACAUUUAUGAUAUCUGAGAGUCACACAUUAAAAAUGGUAGUCAACUGGAUGAAUUGGCUAAAGGAACAUUACAAAAAGACUUUCGAAGGCAAACAAUUUCCCAAGCCCGAAUUCGUUCUGUCGGAUCGAGCACAAGUAUUUUUGCAAGCGUCGCUAGAAGUUUUCAAUAAUAGUGAGUCGUAUGAAAUGUUCCUCGAUCGAGCCUAUCGAAUUGUAACCGGUCAACCGCACACAAACGAUCUGCAACAAACGAACAUACAUGCCUGUCUCGCGCACGUAAUGUUGGCAUUUCGUAAAAUAACAAACAAAUUCAUGUCGUCGGAUUUACGAGAACUGGCCAUGUGGGCUGUGGCCGUGAUUAUUAAUACCAGUGUUUGGUCAGAUAUGGUGGCUAACUGGCGUUUAAUUUGUGAAUAUUUUCUCAAUCUUGAUACGGACAAGCACGAUCCGAUUCAUCACAGCCUUUUGAUGUACAGAAUACAAAGUUUAGAUGCCAAUCCGAACAUCCAAACGUGUCUUCGACAUCAAUUCACAGUCAAAACCGAGAUGAAAGACAAUUAUAAGUUCGAAGAUGGUAGCACUGAUGACGACGAUAACACGAUAACAAAAAAAAUUAUGUCUACAAGUACAAAGAAAUUGAAAACGAUGUCAGGCUUAAGAACAAUUGACGAAGAAGCCGAACUGAACUCCUUUAAUUCACUGUUUAGAACAACAUUUAAUAGAAUCUUCGAACAAUGUCUUGAGAGUCGCGGUAAUGCUGUCAACAUAAAAAAAGAAACAACGAUGAGAAUGAAAGGGAAUUGCGACUGGUUGACAUAUCUGAACAAGAAUUUUAUGCCGACUGUUGCGAUAUGGUCCAAUUUGCUAUUAGGGAAUCUUAAACGACAUUGUUCAAAAGUGAGAAGUUUUAAUCGAUUCUUGCUCGAUAAAGAAAUUCAACGUACAACAGCUAACUCAGAGAGACGAAUGGGGAUUCUGAAGCGGACUCAGCUAGGUGGUGAAGUACAUGGAAGACUGGAUGUCGUCUUAUCUAUCCUCAUCCAAGAUUUGGUACAAUUUGUACAUUCGUUUACACUAGGAAUUGUUAACGUCAACUUAAAUGCUAAUCAGUCGCUUCAACAAGAACAUUUCAUACCGGUACAAGAACAAUGGCGCGCUAAAAAGAUUAACAAAUCAAGAGGAUAUUACCAAAAGAAGCCCGAACAGCAUGUCUUAAACAAAAUAACGUCAUCCUUUUUGACCCCGCCGUUGAUUAACUGCGAUUUAGUUCUUCCAAAAUUCUCGUCACAAGUUCCAGAAUGGUUGAAAAUAAUUUCUAUCUUUUUAUUAUCGAUCACAACUUUCCGUAGUCAUUCACUUCCCUCUCAGUUUGAUAAAGGUUAUCCAUUAUUAAAUGAAUUAUUCAAAUUCGUGCAUAAACAUUCUAAACUGUCGCGUGCAAGAACAAGAGGGACACAGACGUUCGUCACACCAACGUUUACAGUGCCCGAAAAUUUCCCUACGACAAAUGAUGUCGAAGUAAACAUACAUAGAUUAAUGAAUGAGAUUAUUUUACCGAUUUUAUCAGAUCCUGUACAAGGUGUCAAAUGUUAUCAAUGCCCCAACUGUAAAAAAAAUUAA